UAAUCACGAUUGACUUCGGUGUGGUCCACUGAGAUAAAUGCUGUUGCAUAUGCCAUUAGCAUUAUAUUUGACAUUAACUGACGUGAGCCUGCUGAGUUAGAUCUGUGUCAUAUACCACACAUCUUGGACAAACGUCACUCUGACAUACCUUCAAGUGACGCGAGGAUCCUCUUAUCACAUCUGUCUUUCGGGCGGAGGAGCGGCCGAGCAGGCCUCCGCCGGUGCCCGCGCCUGCGCCUCCGCCUCAGCGCAUGACUGGCGACCCCGAGGUGCGCCGGUUUGGCGGCGUGGGGCGGCCUCGGCCCAGCAUCCUGAUGCCGCCGCCGGGCACGGUGCCACGCAUCCCGCCCUUCCCCAGGUACCUCGCGCUGCCGCCGCCCCCGGCGCUGCCGCCGCCGCCUCCGCCGCCGCCGCCGCCUCCACCGCCGCCGCCGCCACCUCCACCGCCUGCGCGUUCACCUUACCAGACGGAGCCGCUGGCACCGCUGUCGUUGGUGUACAAGCAGAUCUCGGACUCGACCGGCUACCGGCUGAUGGUGUCUAUGCCUGUGGGGCAUCGCGACGACGGCACGUACGGCAUCCUCACUUACGGCGUGCGCCCCGACCAGGAGUACACGCUGUCCACGUACUACGUCAACAACGUCACCUACUACAGCGUCCCGCCCGACAUGCUGUUGCCCAGCCUCCUGUGACAUGGCGCCACCCACCGCUGCCGCCCUCAAAAUCCCUCGUCGUGUGCACUCUUCUCGAUUGACUCGUUUCUUGUUUCUACUUGUAACAUGCUUGCAGCAAAUAAAAUUUCAGUGUUCCAGGA
Molecule: messenger RNA, 814 nt
Organism: Schistocerca gregaria
Lineage: Eukaryota; Metazoa; Arthropoda; Insecta; Orthoptera; Acrididae
Exons: 3
Coding region: 252-692 (146 amino acids)
Source: RefSeq, a predicted model, not a curated record